CGGUGGGGAGGAGAAAAGCCAAAGUCUGUCUCGCGCAAGCGAGGCGAGGAGGAAUCCCACAAUACCAGGCGGGUUGGGGAGCUUGUGGCGCUCCCGCUGUCUCUUUAAUGCAAGAGGAAGCGAUGAGGAGGGGUGGAAAAUGGCAGAGCUGCAGAUGUUACUAGAAGAGGAAAUCCCUUCUGGCAAGCGGGCUUUGCUCGAGAGCUACCAGAACCUCACCAGGGUCGCCGACUACUGCGAGAACAACUACAUCCAGGCUCCAGACAAAAGGAAAGCAUUAGAAGAGACCAAAGCAUACACCACUCAAUCUUUAGCCAGCGUUGCUUAUCAGAUCAAUGCACUCGCCAACAAUGUGCUCCAACUACUGGACAUCCAAGCGUCGCAGCUCCGAAGAAUGGAGUCCUCAAUCAAUCAUAUUUCGCAGACGGUGGACAUACACAAAGAGAAAGUGGCCCGUAGAGAGAUUGGCAUUUUGACAACCAAUAAGAACACGUCCAGAACUCAUAAAAUCAUUGCGCCAGGAAACAUGGAGCGUCCUGUAAGAUAUAUUCGAAAACCUAUAGACUACACUGUGUUGGAUGAUGUGGGCCACGGCGUAAAGUGGCUAAAAGCCAAGCAUGGAAACAAUCAGCCCUCAAGAACCGGCACGUUGUCAAGAACAAAUCCUCCUACACAAAAGCCACCAAGUCCUCCUAUGUCAGGCCGGGGAACUCUGGGACGGAACACUCCUUACAAGACGUUGGAACCAGUUAAGCCGCCAACGGUCCCGAAUGAUUAUAUGACAAGUCCUGCAAGACUUGGAAGCCAGCACAGCCCAGGAAGAACAGCAUCGCUGAACCAGAGGCCCAGAACACACAGUGGCAGCAGCGGAGGAAGUGGCAGUCGAGAAAACAGCGGAAGCAGCAGUAUUGGCAUUCCCAUCGCCGUGCCUACACCUUCCCCACCAACCAUUGGGCAAGCACAAAUAUUUCUUCCUCCUCCUCCUGAAGCACCUCCAGCACCGCCAGUGCCCCCGCCUCUCAUGACUGGCAAUGUGAUAGCUGCUCCUGGGUCAGCUCCUGGUUCCCAGUAUGGCACAAUGACCCGGCAGAUUUCCCGGCACAACUCUACCACUUCCUCGGCCUCUUCUGGUGGAUUUAGGCGGAACCCUUCUGUGACUGCAUCAUUUUCUGCUCAACCUCAUGUUAACGGCGGGCCUCUCUAUUCUCAAAAUUCAAUUUCUAUUGCUCCACCCCCUCCCCCUAUGCCUCAGUUGACUCCACAGAUACCUCUCACAGGCUUCGUGGCCAGGGUUCAGGAAAACAUUGCCGAUAGCCCAACUCCGCCGCCGCCACCACCGCCAGAUGAGAUGCCUAUGUUUGAUGACUCGCCGCCGCCACCCCCUCCACCCCCUGUGGAUUAUGAAGACGAGGAGGCUGCGGUAGUGCAGUAUAACGAUCCGUACGCGGAUGGCGAUCCCGCUUGGGCACCUAAAAGCUAUAUUGAGAAAGUUGUUGCCAUAUACGACUACACAAAGGACAAGGAUGAUGAGCUGUCGUUCAUGGAGGGUGCAAUCAUUUACGUUAUAAAGAAGAACGAUGACGGCUGGUAUGAAGGAGUUUGCAACCGAGUGACUGGCUUGUUUCCUGGAAACUAUGUGGAAUCAAUCAUGCACUAUGCGGAUUAAAGUUCUCACUUCAGGUUGGGUCUUGUAUUCAAUCAUGCCAUAAUUCUUUACAAAAGGGUAACUAAAAGGUUAACAGUUGUCUUAACGCUCUCUUUAAAAAAAAAGUGUGCCCAUCGUUUCAGGCCAUACUGUUUAAAUGGUAUGAUUGAAUGUUCAUCUGUAAGCAUUCGUCUCUGCAGUUUGUAAAAACAAGCAAUUGUUUAUUACUGAUUAUGCUUAUUUACUUAUGCAUUGUUGAUUUCUAUGACCAGCCUAAAUAUUCUGGGGAAGUAGGGUGUAUAAUAUUUAAUGACUCAUGAUUCAAAUUGUGCCAUUUUUUUUCCAGUGCAGCAUGGUAAACUAACAACGUUAGACUAACAUUAAAAAUCUGGUUGCAAAGUUUGAUAGUGCUGGUCAUCUACCUUUGUUUUAGACUUUUGCUCAUUCUCAACCUAUAGUAUUUGUUUAAAAGCAUGCAUACAAACUUAUGUAUUGAAUUAUACUUUUUUUCAAAAAUCCAAGAUGCUUCCAAUUUGUUGUAAUCUUUUACCUGGAGUACUUCUACCGAAAGUCUAUUCCAGAGAGUCAUUGAGUCUCGAAGGUGUCCAUGUGAAUCAAAGAUGGGUGGUCCUAUGAUGUACUUGUAAUUUGUACCUAAGUUUUUUUAAUGAGUAAAUUUGCAUUGACUUUUCCAUUCAUAAAUACAUAAGUGAACCAAAGGUCUGGUCCAUUACUCUGUUGACUUACCUUGGCAAAGCAAUAUUAAUGCUGAUCUUCCCCCACCAGCUGGGUCACUGACUUUGAACGCAAGUCAAGGUCUUGGCAUGGCAUCCAAUGACCAGGAAAACCAAAUUCAUGCACGUUCACCAUGACUAUAAUUACACACAGCUAUUUUACAGCAUUUGUCAUUACAGGAACUGGCUCAACGUUGCUACCUUCAACUUAUUGGCUAGUCACCAUUUUAAACUGCAGAAGAGAAUUGGUAGAGAAGGAGAAACUUAUAGGGUAGGCACAUUUUAUAGAGGGGAGCAGUUCUAGCCAGGGGCAGUUGUCCUUGGAUCUUUAGCAGACUUGGUUUGGGGAAUUUGUUGCCCCUUUCUUAAGAUGUGGUUAGAGCUGAACAAGCAAGUUGUCAGGGUGGUUCUUCUUUUACCACCUGCUGAGUGACCUGGGCAUGUUAGCAGAAGCAACAGAUCCAUCCCCCUCCCAAGAGUUAGUUGUGGAUCCUUCCAGUCCCUGCAGAUAGCCUCUUGCUCAGAUAGCUGUUCAUCCCUGAAGACCUAUGGCACAAGUGUUUGCCAGUCAAACGUGGUGCACCAUGAAAUAACGUUAACGGCCUUUGUCACAGAAUGGUGUACUUUUAGAAAACAAACCUUUAAGAUUAGGGGUGCACAUUCAACAGCUUCUGGAAUGUGAGAGGACAAUCCCCAACGCCUGUUUAGCGAGUCACUUAAAUGCCUUGUCUGCUCUACAGUUUUUGUGUCCUGCUGAAAGUUUUAAAAACUGCCUGUUUGAAAAAGGCUUGCUACUGAUUUGUCCACAGCACUGUAUUUCAAAAGUUCUUACAGAGCCAGUCAUGAAUACAGACUCUGGGCAGCCUAAUGGGAGACCAGUCUUGCAUGAAUAAUAAUGCUGGAUCCCUCCCCUCCUAUGGGAAGGGCCCACCCCUACAGGGAUACAUACUAUACAAUCUAUUUUUCUCCUAUUCUUAAAAAAACAACACAUGCACUUUGACACAUCCCCUCGCAAGCACAAGGUCAGGUGACAUGCCUGGUCUCAGCUUAUACAAAACUUGUAUUACAUAGAGAUUGUCUAAGGCAGAACAGUUUAGGAAGGGAUUACUGUGUGUAGUUAAGUUUUAUUUUGGAACUUAAGCACUGGCCUUCUGGGUUUUAAACACUUACACGGUGAAAAGAAAUCAGGUACAUUGGACAUGUGAUUGGUUAGUUACCACUCAUUUUCUAGUGUGACGUUAAAUACUGAAACAUUCCCUUGCCUUCUUACCUUAAAUGAACCUAAUUUUAUUAAAUGCUCUCUUGCUUUUUCCUAUUUGUUCAUUUGUAAUUUCUGAAAUCAUUAGUGACUAGUAAAACUUAUCUGUAUUUCAUUUAUAAAUUGGAACGGCUUCUUUUAAUUUGUAUAUAACCUGUUUAAUUACAAAAUUUAUGUACAGUCUUUUAUAAUAAACCAUUCUCCUUUAA
Molecule: messenger RNA, 3846 nt
Organism: Sphaerodactylus townsendi
Lineage: Eukaryota; Metazoa; Chordata; Lepidosauria; Squamata; Sphaerodactylidae
Gene: ABI1
Product: abl interactor 1
Exons: 12
Coding region: 140-1666 (508 amino acids)
Cellular component (GO): lamellipodium; intracellular anatomical structure
Molecular function (GO): SH3 domain binding; cadherin binding
Source: RefSeq, a predicted model, not a curated record